AUGACUGGACCGGAUGCCGUGGCUCUCCCUGUUUUCAAGGCUGGACACCGACACUCGGAGAGGCUUAGGGGCUCGCUGGGCCCCUGCCGGAGAGCCUGGCUGAAAGGCAGCUCCCUGUUCACGACCCGGAGCCCGAGGCCCUCACCCUGUGGCUGGGCCUGUGUGAUCCCUGGAGACACCAAGGGGCCUGGUCCCCUUCCCCCUCCCUGCGCGGCUCUAAGGACCUUUCUCCUCGGGGACAGGCGCUCCUGGCUCCUCCCUCGGCCUGAGCCGGCCCUGCCCGUGCCCCUCAAUGAGCCUACACAGGAGAACAAUUGGGUCCACAUCGCGGGCGCACAGCUGGCCAUUGAGAGGGACGAGAAUGGGGCAAGCGUGUUCCAUGGCCUGAGGGAGGCUCACUGCGAUGGCCUUGUCCCACUGCUGAACGGCUCCUUGUCAUGGCCCCUGUGGACCCCGCUGCCAUGGCCUGUCCCCCCGGCCCCACCCAGGAUGCACCCUGGAGACCGAGGUGUCAGGACAGACCCCCUGGGCAGCAGAGCUCCCUGUGAGGACAGGGUGGAUGGGCCAGACUGCGUCCUGAGCACCGUCCUCCUCCGAGACCAGCACGGGGUGAGUGAGCCCGUCGGCGAAUGCGGCCCCCGGGAGAGGUAA
Messenger RNA from Rangifer tarandus platyrhynchus (Svalbard reindeer), 651 nucleotides. The record is from the annotation of a GenBank genome assembly. Lineage: Eukaryota; Metazoa; Chordata; Mammalia; Artiodactyla; Cervidae.